Messenger RNA from Pleuronectes platessa (European plaice), 646 nucleotides. It is a transcript of the gene pnx, whose product is annotated as posterior neuron-specific homeobox. The transcript has 2 exons. Bases 20 to 646 code for a protein of 208 amino acids. Gene Ontology annotation, biological process: neuron differentiation; central nervous system development; regulation of DNA-templated transcription. Gene Ontology annotation, molecular function: DNA binding; DNA-binding transcription factor activity, RNA polymerase II-specific. Lineage: Eukaryota; Metazoa; Chordata; Actinopteri; Pleuronectiformes; Pleuronectidae. The record is from RefSeq and is a predicted model, not a curated record.
UAAACAUCUCGGGGAGCGCAUGCACAGCCACACGCUUCCACGUCGGUCCUCAGCCGAAAUGCAGCCAGUUGCAGCCAAACUACCGCUCGUGCACAGAACACCUUUUUCUGUGAAGGAUAUUUUGGACCCCACGAAAUUUAUAAGGAAAAUAUUCAGUUCUUCAGAUGCAGCAGCUACAGAAGCCUCUACCGAAAGAGAUGAACCCAGAGAGAGGCAGCUUCCCCCGGCAGGUGAGAGCUGCAGCCCGGAGGAGGUGGCGCUGAGUCCGGGGAAGCUCGACGAGUCCAAUGCAAAAAAGAGCCGACGCAUCCGCACCGCGUUCAGCCUGGAGCAGCUGCAGGUCCUGGAGCGCAGCUUCCACCGGUGUCACUACCUGUCGGUGCUGGAGCGACACACCAUCGCCUCGGCCCUCCGCCUCUCAGAGACCCAGGUGAAGAUCUGGUUUCAGAACAGACGCACCAAGUGGAAGAAGGAGCGUGUGCAGGGCAGCGAGCCUGAGGAGGAGCACGGCUUCUCGGCGUCCUUCACCUCCCACCCGGCUCUGUGCUCCUGUCCCAGCUGUCUGCCGCUGCUCUGCCGCCACCUGCAGCUCCGUGCGCCGCGGCUGCCGAUGUCGCUGCUGCCCCAUCACCUCUACUACAUGUAG